Molecule: messenger RNA, 10744 nt
Organism: Uranotaenia lowii
Lineage: Eukaryota; Metazoa; Arthropoda; Insecta; Diptera; Culicidae
Gene: TAF1B
Product: TATA box-binding protein-associated factor RNA polymerase I subunit B
Exons: 3
Coding region: 7861-10464 (867 amino acids)
Biological process (GO): nucleolar large rRNA transcription by RNA polymerase I; RNA polymerase I preinitiation complex assembly
Cellular component (GO): RNA polymerase I core factor complex; RNA polymerase transcription factor SL1 complex
Molecular function (GO): RNA polymerase I core promoter sequence-specific DNA binding
Source: RefSeq, a predicted model, not a curated record
AUUUUUCUAUUUUCUUAUUGCAAAACAUUUCAAGAAUGUUGUGUCAAAUUUUCAAGUCAAUUGAAGCAAAACUGUAGAAGUUAUAGGCUUUUAUCUCCUCCUAUCUAAUACUGCAAGAAAGCAAGAGCAGAAACUUCAAACGCAUUUUUCUCGAAAGCACAUUUUUAAAGUCCGUGGACAUCGUCAUUUGAAAACUACUUAUCCGAUUCUUUUCAAAUUUGGAACAUAUUUUCUACAUAUAAAAUACCAGACCCCAACGUUUUUCUUUUUUCAUUUUUUUUACUUUGGGGAUAUUUUACAGAUUAAAAAAGGCCGAAUUUUUUGUGAAAAAUCGUAGUUUUUACUUCAAACAGCCACAAAAAUUUCAUAAAAAUUUUUUUAAGUUAAAUAAAAACGUUGGGGUCCAGAAAAACAUCUAUUAAAAAUAUUUUGCUCGGAUUUUUGGAUUUCAGAUGAUUCUGUGCUGAGAUACAGUGUCCACCGCAAAUCCUGUUUUCUAAAAGGCAUCCUCAAAAGUGCUCCGUCACCGGCUCAUUUUUCAAUAUUUUUCUGCGAAAAAAUUACUAAAUGUUCUUUUAACAAUGCUUUGUAUAAUGCAAAAAAUUUGAAUACAUUUGUUUGAACGAUAGCUCUAGAAAAAAAUCGUGAAAAUGGUGUUUUUUUUUUACCCGUUAGACCCUACCCCCCCCUUAAGCAAACUUAUAAUGACUCACUUUUUCGAUUGUUGCUUUUCUGGUUCGAAUCUGUUGCUCUUCACGGUCGACCUUCGUUCGUUUCCCUAAAGGGUGCCAAUUAGAAUGAGAGAAGAAAAAAAACCACCAGAGGCAACAUCUUUCUUUUCCUGAAGAGUAUUAACCUACUUUGACUUGUAUUUCGUGAAUUUCUGAAUUCAUUGGUGACGCCUCUGAUCGAAACAAAACUACUUGACAAAAUUUGAUUCCGUCCGCUUCUGGCUGACACAACGCGACGACCGAAUGGUUCGCAUUCAUUUGAACGUAGAGAAUAAUUAUAAUAAAACUUGGAAUCGCAUUCGUUUAAUCCGAAAAGGUAGCAGAAAAAAAUAAACUGAAGCAACAGAGAGAAAAAAGGGAAACAGUAGUGAAUGGGGCUGUCACUGAACGGGCCUAACGUGCCGACAGCAUUGAACGCACUCAUAGAGAUGACAGUUCUCAAAUUGGGACGAUGAGAGAGGGAGAAAAGAAAGCUGCAAAUUAAGCGGGAAGGCUAGAAGCAAUAACGUAGACAAAAGUAAACAAACAAGAAUCAUUCUUAAAAAUUGAGUUCUAGUGGUGUUCGAAUCAUAGCUUGAUUCUAAUUGAGGCUAUAUUAGAAAAGAUCUACUUCAAAUUUACGUGCUUAGGUGAGACUUGAGUGUGAGAAGCAAUUUAGUUUGAAAUUUAACUUAAAGUUACUUAAUCUAGGUAAAUAACUUAACCUAAUUAGUACGCUAGUGCCGGUGGAGUUGCUUAUCCAAGCUAAGUACUAAGUUAUCCGGAAGUGCGCAACUGUACAAUUUGGAGUAAGCAUCAUCGAGCAGGUGAGAAAGUAGUUGAGAACCUUUAGAAUUUAUUGUGAAAUUGUACAAUUAAUUAAAGGUGAAGCGUCAUAGCGAGUGCAAAGGCUGGAAUCUAGACAGGAGGAAAGAAAGAGAAAGGUCACUAAACGUAAGCUGAAAGAGAUAUCCUAAUAUGUUCAAAUUACUUUCAUUAGAAUUGUUAUCGUAGGAUUUUAAAACGUACCACAAACUUCGAACGGAUUAAAGGAGCGUUUACGAAUUCGGAACCAAAUCUUUCUCUGUUACCAGCGAUCCGCGAGUAACGAAAAUCAAUAGGGCGACCAAACCAAACCACAUUCAACAGCAUGUUUUCGUUCGGCAGGUCUUUUGGUGAUUGUUUACAUUCAAGGGCGAAAUUCUUCUAUGCUUUAUGGGCAAUAUUUGCAGCUAGACUGGGUGCCACUAUGAAUGAGGCGCCUCAGAAAUGUUAAAAUAUCUUUGGGUACGACUGAUCUGGAAGAAAACAAGCGUAGCGCCAAUAAUUUGGGGAAAAUCGAUCGACAUUCCUCUGUUAAACCCAAUAAUAAAACCGAUUUUGAACCGAAUAUGAAGUCACUAAGUUUUACAUGACUAGCAAUAGUAAUUAAUGUUAAUUUAGUUUUGCACAUCGAACAAUUUACAAUUGCGGAAGAAGAGGCAACCAUAUCUGGAACUAUUGAGAAUGAUAUAAGCGAGGAAAAAAGUAGAAGCAAAUUUAAAUAUUCUUCGACAAAAAGUUCAAAUGGCGAUUCGUCCAAAUUGAAGAUCCUGUUUGGACAUCGGAAAGGUUGCUCGUCUUUGAAAGAAGUCUGACGUUUCCUAAUUCACAUUCCUCGUUUGCCGCCCGAUUAGAGAAGCUCUACAUUUGACCAACAGGCCAAAAGACUUCGGUAUCGAAUUUUGAAUACGGCGAAUGCGCCAAGACCUUUGUUUUGAGAAAAACGCAUUCCAAGUUUCAGAAAAUAAAAUCAAUUUCCUAUUUAGCUGCGUACAAUCAUUUUCCUAAAUAAGUCGCUAAAAUGCUUUCAAAUUGAUUUAAUUUCAUCACCCGAUCGAUAAAUAUAGCUUUUCCGUACUAAUUACUUCAAAAAGUUAAUAAAUUCAACUGUGGGCCCUUUUACCACAGACUGGUGCUCUCAUUUUGUUCAUUCGCCAAAUUGGUGCGCCCUUUUGAAUUGCAGAAUGACUGUUCGCCUUUUGGAUCACUCAUUAAAGAAGCAAUAUUCAAGCAAAUUUCGGCUUGAAAGCGAGUCCAAAUGAUCACAUUAAAACAUUAGCACAUUUAAUGAUCUUAUAAAUACUGAUUUGUGCAUCUCCUCGUCCUGGAAAACAAAUUUCAAAAACGUCAAUGCCCUUUUUCUAUCUCGAAAUAACUAUUGGCCCUUUUGUUCGCGACGAAAUUUUGAGGGGAAAUGGGCGAAUGAACUGUGGGAUUACACACUCAUAAAAAAGCUAUUCGCCUUAUUUAAAAAAUUAAAUUUAACUUCACUAAAAUAAGAAAAAAUUAAAGGAGAUCAUAUUUUCGGAUGUAAAAUUAAGAGUUUAACGCAUUUAUGUGAUUAUCUGGAAUUGUUUACAGUUGGCGCAUUCGCCGUAUUCAAAAUUUGAUACCGACUUGGCCUCGUGCUGUUAUGCCAGGGUUUCUCCUUUUGCGUGACAUAUUGAGGAGAUAAUUUUAUUGCGAAUAUCUUUUUUUGUUAUUCUCAUAAUUCAGGUGCAAGUUAAAUUUAGCAGUAUUCCUAAAGUAUUGCAAAUUAAAAAAGCUUUGAAAAGCAAUUAGGUAGAAGAAGAAAAAGUCAAAAAGUGACAAAUUACGUCAACUGGAAUAUCAACACACUUGUCAAAAUUCUUGUAAAGUUUCGCCUUUAUACCAUUACAUUACAUACCUUCAUUCCUUACAUUUCUGUGACCAUGUUAAAAAAACAGAAGAGGUUUCAGUCAGGAGUAUCAAAUUGGCACUCGGGAAGGAUAAGGGCUUAAAAUUUAAUUUAAGUUUUAAAAAAGAUGCUAAUCGCGGCGUUCCCCGCUUUAAAAUACAACUUCCAGUAAAGGGGGUAUCAUCUUGCGUAGAUGUCUUUAAGCAUAGGUACGCACCAAACAUAAUAUUGAGUGCGUUUACUGCUAGAAUAAAUUAAAAUAAGUGAGCAAAUUCACUGUCAUCUCGGAAAUCUGCACCACCUCAUAGCAGUAACGGACGGUGUUCCUAUGACCUUGUAGAAACGUGUUUGCGAUUCAACCAUUCGAGUAAUAACAAAAGGUAGUGAAAAGUAUUUUCGUUAUCGCCUUAACUUUAAAAAAGUAGGUACUUACACUUUAUCGGCGAGUUCUCGCACUUUCCACAUGCUGAUAAACUUAUCCAUUCUUCUAAGUUCAAGUGGGUUCUGCUCGGGAAAUUUUAUUUACUUAUUUUUACUAAUCACUACAAGCUCGAUGAUUUUUGUCGCAAUUCGAAACACAAAAUCUGACGUUUUCUCCAGGAUUGUGUGGGUUUCUUCUUCUCACGUUGUUCUUCCCUUCGUAAAUCGAAACGCGCUCACACACACCCACAACUGAACCAAAUCCGAAUUGAUGAAUGAAAAGAUGAACAGGUCAACAAACAACUACAUGCGCGAUCAAAACCUCCAGCAAGUCACUUCUGAAGCCCCGCCUUCCGCACACACCCACUCCAAUAACCCGAUGCUGGAUUGAUUCAACCAGGGCCAACUCAAAUAAAAAAAAAAGAACAGAAAAUCACACCUCUUGUUUCUUCGAACCCGAAAAGUUACCCUAGCCCGAUCGUAAACUUCCGGUUAACAACACUCAACGACGCUCGAUCAACACCGGAAGCAUUCCCCGAUAGGAUCUUCCGGAAACGUUCACGAAUUCCCGACGAAAAAAGUGAAGGAAUUUUCCGUAGGCACGGGUUGCGCGAUUACACCAACAAAACUAGCUCUUCUGUCCAACCUUGUCAGUCAGUCAUACACGCUCUUUUUUUUUAACUCAAAAUUAAGUAUGACCGAGGUUCAAAACAUAGUUCGAUUCUAUGAACUUAAAGUUAAGUACCCUUUUUCCUCCUUGCGAUGGAUCAAAACGGAGUUCGAACUGCGAACUCAAAAUUGAUCCCUUUUUUUCCUUCGGCGAGGGAUCAAAGCUGAGUUCGACCUUAUGAACUAAAAAUUGAACUCUUUUUGUUGGACUGAAAACACUUAGCGAGUUCAGUUCGAACCGGAACAGCAACCAACAAACACGUCGCAAAAUUUUGUCGCUCCGGAACAAUUACCGGAAGACUAUGAAGGAACUUUAUAAUGAAAUGCAUGUUCACCGUGUCAGCGUAAAAUUCUGUCCGUCAUUGUCAUCAUAUGGUGAGCGGCUUGGAAUGUCCGGAAACUUCCGGAUGUUGUUUACGUGGGAAGUAACAUCCGGAAGUUUUCUUUGACCGGGAGUGUAAAAACAUUCCACUGCUCUGUACCGGAACAGCAACAUCCGGGUACAACAAAUUUUAAUCAUCCUUCAAUUCCCUGAAAAUAAGCUACCCUCGAAAAAAAAGGAUAAAUUACAGUUCGGCUGCCGAACUUAGUAUUGAGUAUGCCUAUCAGAACUUAGUUUUGCUAUUGCCCUGUUAAACUCAAAGUUGAGGGAUGCCACCGAAGUGCUGUUUUGAACCAAAACUACUUAAUUUUGAGUUUAAAAAAAAGAGCGUGUAUACACGUCGCGAACUUGGCCCGAGAAUGUGGUGAUUUGGCUACCAGAGGAAAACUGACUGAACAAGUGAACGCGGAUGAAUGGAUCACCGCACUUUUGGCAUCGACGAGGCAGUGUAGCCAAAUUUUAAUUAGGUGUGUUCAACAAAACCCAAUCGAAAUCAAUUGGAAUGGAUUGACAGUUGAUCAGCUGUUUUUCCAAUUGACUUCGAUCGAUUUCUAUUAGGCUGUUGAUUGAACAGCCAUUCACUAAUACUAACGCACUGGCGCAGUGUUUUCAGAUGUAAUUUUCUUUAUCAGCUUCGUUCAGAAUUCGAAAAGGCGGUUUACUCAAGGCAAAUUGUAAUGAAUCCAUCAUUUUGGCCAUAUCUCAAUAGCAAUUCUUUCCCGUAUACAAGCUGUCCGAAAAAUUUCAGAUUAGAAAGUUUGUUGUUCGACUCGAACUAUAUUAGAAUACUAAAAAGGAAUUUGUUUAGAAUAAUGAGCAAUUUUGAGGGAUAAGAAAAGCACAAAAGCGAAAAAUUGCUGCUAUAGGAAAAUAAUUAUUAUUUUUAAAACAUACAAUCAUGAUAUUAUGAAACAAAAUACAGAGGAUCGAUAAACUUUAUAUUUUAUUUGACAUUUUAUCGUAUUUCACAACAUAGACCAAAUUUCACUUCCUAUUUAUUUACAUAGUAGUCACAUAGUUGGUCACUUCCUAUUUGAUUAUUAUAAUAAUCCAAGACCGACAGACAGAUGUAUUGUGAAAAUGGAGUCCUAACAGAACAGCACAGAACAGCGACGCCACAUCGACCGACAUCUCUUUGAGCACCACGGACCAGCACGACUAGCACAGCACCACCGACUCAGGAUACCUGGCACAGCCCCACAGACCCAGCAUGUCUGACACCACCAGACCUGCGCGACUAGCACAGCACCACCAAUCCAGAAUACCUGGCACAGCCAUACCGACUCAGAAUGACGUGCACAACACCACCGAUCCAGCAUGGCUGACAUAGCACCACCGAUCAGCACCACUGACUCCGCACGACUAGCACUGCACCACCGACUCAGCACACGACAGCAAACACCGCACCGAAUGACACCGCUUUCAUUUCUUCUAAUAUUUUUUUCACAACAAACCAAAUCUGCUGUUUUUGACAGCAAACAAAUACAUAUGUGUUAGUGCGAUGGAAAUCGAUCGAAACGAAUCCUGCUUCCUAGCUUGAUCGGUUUUGACUGGUUUCGAUCGAUUUCGAUUGGCUUCAUUGAACGUCAAUUGGAUUAGUUUCGACCAAAACAUUGGCUGAGUGAACAUCCAUUUACCAAUCGAAAUCGAUUGAAACCAAUUGCAAUUGCCUGUUGAACAGGCUUAUUGCCUCUUAGAUGAAGAAGCUUUAUAUGCAUUCUCCAAAAAAAACAAUAUCAAAGCGUACGCGUACGUAAAUUGAUUAAAAAAUAAAUGCAAAGCAAGUUAUAAUAAAUAAAACUGUAUAGAUCUAGGUAAAUUGAAAUAAAUUGGAAUAUUAGAAUAUAAUAUAUUAUUAUUUAAUAUAAUAUAAUAUAUUAUUAUUAUUUUAUAUAAACGUUCAUAUCAUGAACAAGCAUUGAUGGCUACCCUGAAAAAAUGAACGCACUUUUUUGUAUUCACGUGCUAAGUGCUCUCAACGCUGAUGAAUGGUUUAUGUACAGCGGUUGAAGCACUGAACAGGCUUCACGCUAAGAAAAUUGUACAUAUCAGUACCGUUAUUUAAAAUACAUAUUUUGGAGUACGACAACUUUAACGAAGAACUGAGUUUCGGAAAUUACAUACUUUGUCAGUUCUUCAUAAUAUGAAUUAUUAUUCUACAAAACCCUCUCUGUAGAAGCACAGCAACUUCAGUAAUUUUUUUGUGAUUGCGUUGUUCUUCUCACUCGCACCAUCAGAGAGUCAGCCUGUGAUUUGCAUUCUACUUGAGCACACGCAACAACUUUUACAAAACUGCCCGUUAAGUCUUUGCAAAAAAAUCAAAAUAUCUUUGCUUCUCUGAACGUUUUUUUAACAAACAGCAGUUUAACACAAAACCCUCUCUGUAGAAGCACAGCAACUUCAGUAAUUUUUUUGUGAUUGCGUUGUUCUUCUCACUCGCACCAUCAGAGAGUCAGCCUGUGAUUUGCAUUCUACUUGAGCACACGCAACAACUUUUACAAAACUGCCCGUUAAGUCUUUGCAAAAAAAUCAAAAUAUCUUUGCUUCUCUGAACGUUUUUUUAACAAACAGCAGUUUAACACACGUGAAAUCGUAUACCUCUCUAGAGAAAGCAAAAUAGCCUUCACUCCGAUUAGCUGUCAUUCUUAUGGAAAUCUGUGUAAGAGUGAAGAGUUAGCUUUAUCAUUUUUAGCAGGACCAAGCCCAAUAGAUACAUAACAAAGAAAUAUGAUUGUACUUUUUUCUUUAUUUUCUAUCGCCAAUUUUCAAAUGCAGUUUGAGAAUUACUGGCAGAAUUAUCAUGUUUGCAUUUUCGUACCGCUACAACCACAAAUCGAUUCAAAUAAUUUAGCGUGAAUUGGGCGCCUUCCAAAACUAUAGAUUUUGUGAUUCUAUCCUUUUAUUUACGUGUAAAUUCUGGCGAUUUUGGCGAAUGUGCUGAAAAGGUUUCUCGCAGAUUGAUUACUGAAACAGUUACGAUGGCCGGAGAAACUUGUGAAGUGUGCGGCCAGAAAGACUUCACCGCUGAAGGAGGAUUCUUUUACUGCGUGGAAUGUGGUACAAAAUCGCGUACGCAUGGCCAACAGCUGGUUGAAGAGUUUGAUACGGAGGCCGUGAACCAGGGCGUUCGCGGUAUCAAGCUGAAGGUGGAGAAUAAAAUUCUUAUGAUCACAAGCUACGAGCAGAUCAACUAUAUCUUGUUGGCAUUUACCGAACGUUUGAUCAGUUUUGGUGCAGGGGAGAACCUCAAAUUAACGGUCCUGCAAAUGUGGACCAGUUAUCUGCGACGAAUGGAGAUAGCUUUCUUUGAUAAAGAGAAGCCGGAGAAACCUCGCCUCAGUGCUUUCUUUCUACCAAUCGACGCUGCCAUCAUCUACAGCCGCAAGCUGCCUAGGGCCCCGAAAAGGCCACGUCGGGCAAGCACGGGUCCUUCGCAAACUUCUGAGGGAGAAAUGUCCGAGACGCAAUCACUGGCCAGCAGACGGAUCCUGAAUCGUAGGUCCCGUGCCAACCAACGGCGUCUUCUGAAUGCCGAGCAUGAUUCCUUUUUGUCGGACCAGCAAAGUGAUGUAAACCGUUCCUUGCACGAAAUGUCGGUACGUUCUUUGAAUACCAGCCAACAGUCGGGGGAGGAAAGUGAUGCUAGCAGUCGCAGCAGUUUACUUUCCGCAAAUGGGGGGCCAAAAGUUCGAUUCUCUCGAUUGGCACGGGUGCGAAUGAAACGGAAAAUGAAACUUUCCUCCCGGUAUAUCGAUAAGCUUGAACAAGACACCGAUUGGAAAGUGAUCCAGCAGAGCAAACAGAAGGGUGGGGUGCGAGGUACAUUGAAAAGGAAAGGCAAUGUAGAGUUAGGUGAUCCGGAAAACCUAGUCCCGUUAGUGAUAUACGGUUUGCUGGGGUUAGCUUUAAAUGUCAGCGGCAGUGAGGUUCAGUUGGCAGAUGUUGUAAGAUUUAUCAGAGAAGAUCAUCUGUCCAACGAUAAUCUAAUCCAAUAUUUGCCACAGGAAAUUGAUCCGACAUGUUAUGCCAGUACACUUCCCAGAUUACAAAAAACGCCCGUUACCAGCCAUACCACAUUAAGAAACAGUGCUUUCAAGUUUGCCGAAAUGAUACAUGCUACUCCGGUUAUGCCAAAUUUAGCUAAACUCUGUCUUCGGUAUUUACAAGAGCUUCAACUUCCGCUGGAAUUGCAUGGCUACAUCAACAACUUGAUGGAUUGGUUUCAUCCCGUUAUGAAACGUUCCAGUUCCUGUAUGCCCAAUUAUGAGGGUCGUGCUAUGGCCUUUAUCCUUUUCGCUCUUAAAUUACUCUUCGGAUUGAAUGAUAACACAGAAGUAAGGAUAUCAAGUUCUGUUGCAGAUUUGAAUCGUUUGAAUGCUCAAACGGGAAAUCAAACAAAAACAGCAUUCGUAUUCACUGAAUGGCUUGAAUAUAUAGAAGCGAGAAAAGUCAUUAUAAGUCAGGUGUACUAUCCGGUCAACCGGUUGACAGCAACCGAUGACAACGUUGCUCCAGAUCCAGGUCUUUUUAUAAGUUUCAAUUCCAAAAAAAUAAACCCCACUGACGCUACCAAACCAACUACUAGCGACAAGUCUCGUCGGGAGCAUUUAACUAGACUUAAAGAUAUAACAAGUACCAUAAUUCAAACAUAUUAUAAACCAAACAGGACUAAGCCUACAACAAGCAUCGAUUUCGAACCAAGCCUUACACCAUAUCGAUCUUAUCUUGAGACGAUAAUGUUGGCGCAAAAAAAUGACAGUAGUAUUCACAUUCCCGAGUUCAUGUCCGUGGAUCAUACAGAUCGAACUAUCGAGCCGCUUAUCAACAUCUCCGAGUUCAGAAGACUUCUCCAAGAAAACUGCCGAAUCAAGCUACGUGCCAGAAAACUCAAAUCCAAUCUAGAGAGCUUCCAUUUCAUAAAACCUUUGACGAAUGUUAGCUCACAGGUGAUCGACGAUUUUUAUAAGGUUCAUGUGAACUGCACCGAAACCGAUUGGUGCCCCUUAGAUAAAUCGCAAAAUCCCGCACCAACCAGCAAUGAAAUCCUUGACGAAAUUGUCGUUCGCAACGAAAUCGACAGACAGUACACGGCUUUACAAAAACCCAAAUCAUCUGACGGAAUCGCUACCAAACUCGCCAAACUCGACGAAUCGAUAGCAGCUUCUGAAAGCAUGUUUUCCGACACAGCGUCGUUCAUGUACUAUCCAUAUCAACAAUCCCCAAUCGAAACAGCCAACCUGCCGCUCAGGCAUCACACCUUGCUGGUUCCCAAUUACGACUACUGGGUCCGACCGAUAAAUCGGCCAGAGCAAGCUGCUGCUACCUUGAACUGUUGCUGUCUACCGGACAAUUUUUACCUGGUGCUGAACGAGUGUGCCCGGGUUGUGGAAAAUAGCCCUUUAGUUAUUUAUCAAGAGUUGAUCGUUUUGGAGGACUACUUUUUCUACGCGGUCCAACCGCCGGAACGAUGGUGUGAAAUGGCAGACCCCUGCGCAGCCAGGAAGAAUAUCUUUCGGGAAAACUCUAACAUUGGAGACAGGUCAACGACUAUGCGAGUUGUCAAUAGCGUGUCGAAAUAUUAGGUAAAUAAGUAUACAUUUUUUUUAUUUCAAUCUCAAAUUAUUCUCGAAUGUUUUGAAGAAAGUCCUAUCUAUACUUUCAGGAUUUAAAAAUAAGUUAAAAGUAGAGCCACCCCGUUGUGGAAUUUUUUGUUCUGAGGCUGGCCUAAAUUUUUCCGUGUCUGCCUCUUUGACCACCUUAGCGACCUCAGCCACUUUUUCCGCCACAUUUGCUUACAAGAAGGAAAUGUGUCUGCAAUUUUGGCUCUGUGUUGUCCUGUACAGGGCCGUAGGAAGAACCGAC